This is a messenger RNA of Notolabrus celidotus (New Zealand spotty), 5315 nucleotides long. RefSeq names its product protein kinase C, eta, a (gene prkcha). The record is from RefSeq and is a predicted model, not a curated record. NCBI's taxonomy places the organism in Eukaryota, Metazoa, Chordata, Actinopteri, Labriformes, Labridae. Gene Ontology annotation, molecular function: ATP binding; diacylglycerol-dependent serine/threonine kinase activity. Bases 396 to 2435 code for a protein of 679 amino acids. The transcript has 14 exons. Gene Ontology annotation, biological process: protein phosphorylation.
CAGUGACAGGUUGAGAGGCUUCGUGCUGUGUUUUUGGUGUGUGUGCUCGCUGACAAGUAAUGCGGAACUCACCAGCAUGGCUGUGUUGUGGCUUCCUUCUUACUGAAACUACUUGGACCAGGUUCACAUACAGGUCCACAUAAGGAGGCGUUUCGGGGGCUGACAGCUCAUGUUCGUGUUGUACGGCGCGAGGACAAAAUGUUAAUUUAGGAUGAAAGCUCCAGACAGCGAGAUGUGACCCCAAUUUGGUAGUUUUAAGGUUUUGAUAAUAAAUGUAUGACACCUUGUCGCUUCUAUGUAGUUGGGUUUUACGCAUACGCGUUUUUAUUCCGUCCUCGCUUCUUGAGCGUCUUUUCCUUGCGCGUGUUGCUUGACGUGGUUUUUACUUGAUCCAAAUGAAGUUUAACGGAUACCUGAAGUUGCGGAUUGGUGAGGCGGUGGACCUGAAGCCGACCACCUUCUCCCUCCGCCACUCUGUCAUCUUCAACAAAGCCCCUCCAGCAUUGGACCCAUACAUUGUGGUGAAAGUGGACGACUGCAAAAUUGGACAAACUCACACCAAACAGAAAACCAAGAACCCUACGUACAACGAGGAGUUCUCCCAUGAGGUGAAGGACGGGAAACGGAUCGAGCUGGCGGUCUUCCACGACACACCGAUUGGAUAUGAUGACUUUGUGGCCAACUGCAUCAUCCAGUUUGAGGACCUCAUCAAGACCUCCAACACAGGAGAGACUUUUGAGGGAUGGAUGGACUUGGAGCCAGAAGGCAAAGUUUACGUCCAUGUAACACUCACUGGAUCCUUCAUUGAUGACGACGCCAUGGUAAAAGAAAAGACUUACAAGCAGUUUACAAGGAAGCGUCAGGGGGCUGUGAGGCGGAGGAUCCACCAGGUCAACGGACACAAGUUCAUGUCCACCUUCCUCCGUCAGCCCACCUUCUGUUUCCACUGCAAGGAGUUCAUAUGGGGUGUUUUUGGAAAGCAGGGUUACCAGUGUCAAGUGUGUACCUGCGUGGUUCACAAACGAUGCCACCAGCACGUCGUCACAGCGUGUCCACGCAUGAAGAAGCCAACGAAAGAACAGCAGCCCGUAACCCAAGGCUUCAGCAUCAAUGUCCCUCACAAGUUCAACAUCCACAACUACAAGUCGCCCACCUUCUGUGACCACUGCGGCUCUCUGCUGUGGGGAAUAGUGCGGCAGGGGCUGCACUGUAAAAUCUGUAAGAUGAAUGUUCACAUCCGCUGCAAAGGCAAUGUGGCGCCCAGCUGUGGAGUCAACAGUGUGGAACUGGCUAAUAAGCUUGCAGAGAUGGGUCUGCAGGCUGGAGGACUCUCUAAACGCAACUCAUUGGCUAAAAGUGUUGGUCAGAUGAGAGCGCCCUCUGAAGACAGAGAGGGUGUUGAAUGUCAGCUGCAGACCCCCCGGCUGGGCAUCUCAGACUUCACGUUUUUACAAGUCCUCGGAAAGGGCAGCUUUGGCAAGGUGAUGUUGGCGAGACUGAAUGAUGGAGAACGGGUUUUCGCUGUAAAGGUGUUGAAGAAGGACAUCAUUUUGCAGGACGAUGAUGUUGAGUGUACCAUGACAGAGAAGAGGGUGCUGUCGCUGGCCUGCUGUCACCCCUACCUCACGCAGCUUUACUGCUGCUUCCAGACACCGGACCGUCUCUUCUUUGUGAUGGAGUUUGUGAACGGAGGUGAUCUUAUGUUCCACAUCCAGAAGUCCAGGAAGUUUGAGGAGCCUCGAGCACGUUUCUACACGGCAGAGAUUACCUCUGCGCUCAUGUUCCUGCACAGCAAAGGCAUCAUCUACAGGGAUCUAAAAUUGGACAACGUUCUUCUCGACAAAGAUGGUCACUGUAAGCUGGCAGACUUUGGUAUGUGCAAAGAGGGCAUAUUUGAAGGCGUGGCCACGGGUACUUUCUGCGGGACUCCAGAUUACAUCGCCCCUGAGAUCCUGCAGGAGAUGCUGUAUGGACCCUCUGUUGAUUGGUGGGCUCUCGGAGUGCUGCUGUACGAGAUGCUGUCAGGUCAUGCUCCAUUCGAGGCAGAGAAUGAAGACGACCUCUUUGAAUCCAUCCUGAAUGAAGAGAUUGUUUAUCCCUCUUGGCUCAGCACAGAGGCAGUGAAUAUACUCAAAGCUUUCUUGACCAAAAACCCGGCCCGCCGUCUGGGCUGUGUGGCCUCAGAGGGUGGAGAGAGUGCAGUGACCAGCCACGCCUUCUUCCAUGGCAUUGAUUGGGAGAAGCUGAAUCGUAGAGAAAUGGAGCCUCCCUUCAAGCCCAGGAUUAAAACGCCAGAGGACGUCAACAACUUUGACCCAGAUUUUACUCAGGAAGAACCCACCCUCACACCCAUCGAUGACCCUCUGAUCCCUUCCAUCAACCAGGACGAGUUUCGAAACUUCUCCUUCACUUCGCCUGAGCUUCUAGAGAGCUAGAUAUCUCCUGAUUGAUCCAGCAGGCAUCUUCUAUGUGUGUUCAGGACAGUUCCCAGUGGCAUGAACAGUCCAACACUGUCACAUUCCCCAGAGACAUGAGGGUGCAAAGUGUCCGAGGAGUCAGCCAGACACAUGCUUGACAAGAACGGGCUGCGCUCUUAAGCACUCCUGUAAUUUUCCAAAAACAUGGCUUUGAACUUUGAGAUGACAUUUAUUUCUGACUCUGAUGCAACGUGAUCUUCAUUCAUUCGUACAAGUGUCUUUUUGGCAUGUUGAUGUGAAACUUGUUUGAGAAGGUGUACCAUGUCAUGAUUUUUGUUUUUACAUUUGCUCUCAUGCAGACCAAUAAGUUUGCUUUCUUUUAACAGCAAAUAGAAAAAGGCACUUUUUUUUGGAGUACAAAAGUAUGAGUUAUGUUUUGUUUUCAGUCCAGAGAAGAAAAAGUAAGUAGUAAGUGUUAACCAGCCUGCCAGAGAUUUACUGAAAACUCCAGCUGCCUGGAAGGACUGAGUGAACUGAUGAAAUAGCUCCUCAAUGACGUGACAUCAUUUUCAAGAUUAAACAAACUCAAACAGACUUGCAGACCCGGCCCAAAUGGUGAAAUCCCACCAUUUUGAAACUUAGAACAGCAGAACGUCCUCUUAAACUUAAUUUAAUAAACUUAAGUUAAGUUUAAGUUCAUAUCAAGGGAAAACUUAUUUUUCCUACUAUUUUUGUUUUAUAAUAGAUAAAGGAAAGGAUGAAUAUAUUGCGGUUUCAUCAGGUGAAAUAGAAAAAUAGUUCAAUAAAAUAGACACAGGCACAAUGCACAACACACAGAUGCAUUCAGACAUUCAGAAGAACUCAGUUAAGAGUAUUUAUGAUUGUUGUAUUCCUAUCUGUCCCAGGAUUCGUCUCCCUUCAUCAUUUGGAUCUAAAGAGUAAUUGUGAUUUUCUCAUUACUUACUCUCCAUUACUCUUCUUAUACUCAAACCUAUGAGUUUCCAAGGUACCAAAAAAGGGAAAGAGAAAUCAAGUGUCAGAUCCAGUCUCUGAGAUUAAAUGCAGCCCUCCUUACCAGAAGGGUGACAUGAGGACAAAAACUUAAAGAUAUGUUUACUGUCUGCCAAACAGUCUCCACACUCCCUCCAACAGGAAGGAAUGUUGUGGAUUUGGACAUCUUAUUGGGGAUGAAAAUAAUGUGUCUAAGUCGCAGGUGUCGGUAUCAUAGGGUAGGUCAUGUGUGUUACUUAAUUAUUCACACCCUGUAACAAAAACCUGGCAUCCAUCUCUGUGCUCUAAUCAACAGGGCAUGUUGAGGAUGACGCAAUACUUUUAUUGGAGGUGAAAGGACAGGUGAUUCAUGUUGACUGUGAAAUGUCUGAAAAUUUGGCGAUUUCACCACAGCCAUCCCGGUAACAGGAAGAAUAGCAGUGUGAUGUUAAAUGAGUCUUACGCUGUCUGAAGAUUUCUCAAAAGUAAUGAGUAAUUGCUCACAGAUGCUUUUUUUUUUUAGUCUGUAGAUGGACUGCCUGGUUAAUGAGGACUCGCAUGGGGGCAUUUUCAAACAUGCAAAUAAGAGAAACUUAUUAAAUAUUCUCCCUGUUGCACAGUUUAACAUCCUUCCCUGAUAGAUAAAUAUGGAAACUAUUGUAGGAGGUGAUAGACGGGGGAUAACUAAAAACCUUAACCCUACAGUACAGCAACAUAAAUCAUCUGGUGGGGGGCGUCAGAGUCUUCUGUCGUCAUUACAAACCAGCAGAGAGUAAACAGGAAACCACACCGCACCAUUACUGUCGCCUUUGAUAUAAACAGGAAGAAAAAAAGACGAGCAAAUCAUGCCUUUAUGAUACUUUUUGAAGCAUGAAUAGAGAACAUUACUGCUUCUGGUUACAAAAGUUGAAACCUAUAAAACGAAACGACAAAGAAGUGAAACUGUUGUGUUGAGAGGAGAGCCUCAUGAAGAAGCUGCCAUUACAUGAACAGCCCUGACCUCAGGACGGGGAUGGACUCUUCCUGUUGGUUCUGGGGGAGGAAGUCAUCACAUCUGUUUAUCUCCUCAGCCCCCUCUCCUGGAGGACUGAGACUCUAAACACUGUAAAUUGUUAACCUUGAUACAAAACGCCCCCGAGGGUGUGAUCUGAAAGUAGAAACAGGCCUGCGCUGGUGAUUCGUUACAUUUGCAAGUGCAAGUGUGCGACUUGAGGCUUCGGUUAAGCUCUUCUUGUCAUGCUUUAAUCCCUCUUAAGUCUCUAGCUCACCUUAAAUAUAAUUUCAACUCACGAAUUGGAGGUGCAUUGAUCUCAGGGACUUUGCUGAGCUUUAAGCUGACCUAACAAAGAUGUGUGCUACACAGAGAACAGGACAUUGGAUUAAAUGACUUGACUUUUUGUUUGCCCAUUAAAGUGCCCCCCUGUCUGGCAGCUUUCCUCGGGUAAUGUCUGAAUGAGAGGAGAGAUUUAGGAGCCCUGUCUCCAUUUCUAUUACUGAGACUUACUGAUGGCUGCCAGCAGCGUCUCAGCACUGCUCGAUUCAGUCUGUGCCUGAAUGGACGAUACCCUCCAGAGUAGCUGCAGAUAAUGAAAAAGACUACAUAGACAUCACCCUGUCUGAAUCUUCCUUUUUUUAUGUUCAACUUCUGUUCACUGAAUGAGUUUUGUGAGUUUACAUACAGCCCGUAGUUCAGGGUUUUGACCAGUCCUAGAACUAGCUACUAGUAUUAAGAUACUGACCCAGGAAGCAGAAUCAAAGGAGGGUUUUCAAAGAUAAUGCAAUCUGUCAUGUACAUUUCACCAUUUCCCUUUCAAAGCUGUGUUAAUAGUCUUAUCACACAGCAGACUGUCCCUUCAGGGCACUUUAAAUGAGCUUGUAAGGCAUUAAAAAGGUUGCACCACUUCAAAA